AUGCAGCCACAUGUAGCCAAACUACCGCUGAUCCACAGGACACCGUUUUCUGUGGAGGAUAUUUUAGAUCCCACAAAGUUCACAAGGAGAAUAAACCGCGCUGAGGAGCCUACAGGCGCGUCUGUUCCCAGAGAUGAACCCAAAGAGCAGCAGCAACCUGCGGCAGGUGGAAGCUGCAGCCCGGAGGAGGACGCUCCGUGUCCGGGGAAGCUUCAGAGCUCGAAGGCGAAAAGCCGACGGAUCCGCACCGCUUUCACCCUGGAGCAGCUGCAGAUCCUGGAGCACAGCUUCCAGAGGUGCCACUAUCUGUCGGUGCUGGAGCGGCACACCAUCGCCUCCGCCCUGCGCCUCUCCGAGACGCAGGUGAAGAUCUGGUUCCAGAACAGACGCACCAAGUGGAAGAAGGAGCGGCUGCAGGGGCCGGAGGCUGAGGAGGACCACGACUUCACAGCAUCCUUUCCCUCACAUGCGGCUGUCUGUUCAUCGCUGCCCUUCAGUCCUCUCUACCGCCAGCAGCGCGCUCCGCUGCAGCUGUUCGCGCCGCUGCCGCUGCUGCCGUAUCACCAUUAUUAUACAUGA
Messenger RNA from Chelmon rostratus (copperband butterflyfish), 579 nucleotides. It is a transcript of the gene pnx, whose product is annotated as posterior neuron-specific homeobox. Gene Ontology annotation, biological process: regulation of DNA-templated transcription. Lineage: Eukaryota; Metazoa; Chordata; Actinopteri; Chaetodontiformes; Chaetodontidae. The coding region runs from base 1 to 579 and encodes 192 amino acids. Gene Ontology annotation, molecular function: DNA binding; DNA-binding transcription factor activity, RNA polymerase II-specific. The record is from RefSeq and is a predicted model, not a curated record. The transcript has 2 exons.